This is a messenger RNA of Lactuca virosa, 1080 nucleotides long. NCBI's taxonomy places the organism in Eukaryota, Viridiplantae, Streptophyta, Magnoliopsida, Asterales, Asteraceae. The record is from the annotation of a GenBank genome assembly.
AUGGUCAUUCUCAGUGCAUCCCAAGUCCAACAGCAAGAUGGAAAGAUGAUUAUUGAGCCGUUGGGUGCAUCACACGUCAAUCAGACUAAAACCACCGAGCCAUUAGUUAAAACAACACCAAGUAGAAACCAUAGUUUCGAUGAUUCUCGUGAAUUGCACAACACCAUUGAUUGCAAUUUUUCGGAAGCAUUUUCAGAUUACUGCAAGAUGAAAGGGAUCAUAAGAAUUCAUGGGCGUAGCUCAACCAUUUUUACUAGCAAUUCAUUAGCAGCUGGAAAUAAGUCAUGGUUGAUAAGACCCUACCCUAGAAAAGGAACGGAUGCAAUGAAAUCCGUUCGGGAAUGGACCAUAAAACCAAGUCACGGGCCUGAGUGCAACAAAACUCACACCGAUCCAACCAUCCUUUUCUCCAUGGCUGGUUUUUCUGGGAACCAUUUCCAUGCUUUUUCUGAUAUCAUAAUUCCACUGUUCACAAAUUCACGGAUUUUUAAUCGAAAAGUCCAUCUCCUUGCGACGAAUUACAAAGGUUGGUGGAUAACAAAAUUCCAAGUAUUACUCAACCAACUUUCGUAUCAUCAAGUUGUCGAUAUUGACAAUGAUGAUCAAGUCCAUUGCUUCCAAGACGUUGUCAUUGGACUCAGAUCACAUAAAGAGCUAGGCAUAGACACAUCAAGGUCUCUCAACGGGUACUCCAUUAAAGACUUCCGUGACUUCUUGAGGUCUGCUUACUCUUUGGAAAGACAAGUAGCCAUAAAGCUAAACUCCAAUGAUCAUAUUCAUAAUAGAAGGCCUCGUUUGAUGAUAAUAUCAAGAAAAGCUACCAGAAGACUAACAAACGAAGCAUGUAUUGUGAAAAUGGCUCAAAAGCUAGGUUACCAAGUAGUGUUGGCCAAUGUAACUCUUACUACUAAUCUUUCAAGCUUUGCUCCAAUUGUGAACUCUUGUGAUGUUUUGUUGGGAGUUCAUGGAGCAGGACUAACAAACAUGGUGUUCCUGCCUGACAAUGCGGUGGUGGUGCAAGUGGUGCCACUUGGUGGGAUCGAGGGGUUUGUGAAAACGGACUUUGGGGACCCAAGCUGA